AGCCCCACGGUGGUCUUGCAUGGGUACACUAACGACAGAAUGCGCCUGAUGGCUGCAGUGUCAUACUUUUUGUAAAAUUAAUAGUUCUUGUUUGUGACAAAGAAAUUAAUAUAAGAGUUGCCUGUGGUCGGCUGGUUGAUCUGUUCAUCUUCUAACACAGUCUUGCUAUAAAUGCUGAGCACCAUGCGUACAGAUGUCCGCGGUAAUUCAUGACAAGUGUAAUAAAAGACGAGGAGUUCGAAAGAAAUAUUGCGCGUGAUAUUCAAGUGAUUACACUGACAAACCAGCUACACAGUGACACGGGGACCAACAAAUGGCAUGGAAACGACCUGUGGACUGAGAGAAUGAUCUUCACAAAUUCCGUUAAACGCCCUUCAGCUAAACGAUGAUGAAGAUAUGACAGAUAAUUCUAUUUACACGGCAGAAAACAUAACAGAGGACAUCAAGGUGACUGGUGCGAGAGGAUCUUGACAGAUGAGAGAAAGAAUGAACAAGGAGGAUGACGUAGUGUCACAUCUGAAGAUGGAAAUUCUUCAGGAACUACGAACAUUAAUCACUGACAAUAUUGAUCCUAUGCGUCACAUGGACUUUUUACGAUCCAAAUACAUCCUGUCUGAGGAUGAUUGUGAGGAGAUUAAUGGUCUUCCUGUACGCAAGAGGCGAGCAUCCAAAUUUCUUGACAUUCUGUGCAAGAAGGGUCCACAAGCCUACGAUAUGUUUUGCAGAUCGUUGGAAUACGAACGCACCCAGAUCUUCAUCCUAAAGGAACUGAAUCAGGAGUAUGAGAAACGCAUCAGGAACUAUCGUGAAAUGUUUAGGACAGAGUCAUCAUCAACAUCUGGCAUGGAUAUUCAGCCACCCAAAUUGAGGCCACCUCCAUGUCUUCUCUCAGACAUGAAGGAAAACCUACAUUCUGGAAUGCAUGAUAGUGUUUUAACAGGUUUUAAUAUUAAAACAGAACAUGAAUCCACCAGCUUUUCAUCAGUACAAGAGACUGGUGAUGUUCAAGUUAACGACGAGAAAAUGAAGGGCCAGUCUAAAGUGCGGGAUCUUUUGUGUGGCAUCAGUGAAAGCGAAAGAUCUUUCCCCUCACACACUAGCUCUGGCAUGUCAGCAACAGAACAUGAAGAUAGCAGCCAACCAAAGCCCGGAAUAUUUUCACGGGGGACAUCUUAUGAGGAUACCGACCCCUCUGUUGUCCCAUUGGUAACGGAUGAGGAUGCUAUCCAUUAUCAAACUGUAGACUCAACAUGUGGUUGUGGGAACAGAAAGCAUCAGGAAUCUCAUGAGACAAACAGAAAAUGUCUUACACAGACUCAAGAAAGAUUGCCAUACCAGCACAAAGGCUCUCCUGAUGAAGAUGAUGAACCCGAUGAAGAUGAACAUGCAUUCUUUUCAUCACUUCCACAGUCAUAUAUAGAGGUCCCUAGACCUCAACCAUUACAGUGCAGGACUAGCAAUGAUUUGUCUGCCCUCCCUGAAACAUUGUCAGAACCUUCUGCCUUCUGGAAACAGGAGGGGGAGUCUGGGAAUGAGAGCAGCAAUCAGAGAGAUUCAGGAUUUUCUUCAAGAUCAUCUCAGGAGAUUGUUAGCAGCGUUGAAGGAAACAUUUCAUGUGAAAAAGCAGGUUUGUCUGCAGAGCCCACACCAUAUCAGGCAGAUGGCAGUCAGUUGUCAAUGAAUGGCAACUUGAACCACCCCCAGCUUAAAUUAGGACUUGGUGGUCUCCCUGAGUUCCUCAGCAUUAGCAAACAUUCAGAUAUGGAGGAGGAAGAUUAUAGUCAGUGCUAGCACACCCUUUGGGGCUGCUGCAGGGUUUGUUUGCAAAUGGCUUGUGCUAACCAAACAUGUUACAAAAUUCAGUGGACAUGACAUAAUCAAAUUAUUCACUUUAUUUAACCCAGCAGUUUUUAGAAGACCUGAUAAUUUUUGUUUUUGUUUUCCUUCCUUCAUUCAAAAUGAUACAACAGUAUCACAUUUGUGUCAGUAAUAACAAAAGGAAAUGUUUUGAAUAAAACUAAUAGGUUUAUAAGCGACUCUUAAGCCAUGCUAAGUUGCCUUAAUUGGAUACAGAUGAUUUUGGACAGUGUGCCAAAAUGGCAGUUGGGUGGGUGGGUAAUCUGACGAGCCCACAUGGAUGUUACAGUUUAUUUACUCAUAAACCUGCUGCCAUCUUUGUACAGAAUGUAAUUUUCAGGGAAAUCUGCACUGGUGCUGUAACCCUUCUCUUUUCACGUCAUCUUGCAGUAUGAAGGAGGAGGUGCCAUUGCCCCUUAUAUCAGGCUCUGGUCUUCAGAGCCAAAGGUUAACAGUUCAAGGCUCUGCUUGGCCUGUGACUAGAGGACUGCUUACCCUUAUAGAUACCUGGGUUUUAAGGAAGGUGAAAGUAGGUGUGAAGGUUUUGGCCUCCUCCUCUCACCUCUGACCUGUUGUGCCUUAGACACAACUAAACUUUUCAGCUUGACAGGUGAACGCUAACAGCUUAAGCAUGUUUAUUGUUGCUAUUUUAGCUGCCCCAAAUUGAGUAAUAAUAAAUGAAUUGCAGAUAUGUUCAUUGUGUUCAAAAAGCCAAGUUAUUCUGGAUUUUAUGAGUUUGGCUUCACUGCUUGUCUUUGUUAUUGUUGUGGUAAGUUAGAAUAUAGAUCAUUGCCAUCUUUGGGAAAUUAACUUUCCUGAUUUAUGAGUAACAUCAGUGAACAAUGCCUGGGUUGAUGUGGGUGACUGUAAAUCCUUUUCCACAUCCAGUUAAAUUCACUAGCAUUUUAAUCAAUGUUUAGAAAUAAGAUGCUCAAUCAAAUUAGGCCAGAAUUGUACAUAGGUAAAAUGAUAUUUGUUAAUAGGACUAAUUCCAUUUUAUCAAAAGUUUAUUAUUAAAUGCUGUUGUACCUGUUUUGAGAUAUUUAAGUUUUUGUUCCCUUUUCAUACAGGAUUGAUUUUGUUAUAACUGUUACUUAUUGAUUUAAAAAAAUUGUUUUUUAAUAUGGCCUUCUCCAGUUAGUCUGAAAUUUAGUCCAUGCAAAAAGAGAAGAAGCACACAAUUUAAAGGUUUUUAAUGGUUUUGUACAAAGUCAUUUGUAAUCUGGUGCAUUUUUACACAUAUGAUCACACAACUUUGCAAUGUGCCAAGCCUUUAGGAAGAGAUGGAAAGGGUGGGAAGAUCUAAGCAGAGACAAUUUGGCAGCUCAGUCAGGGAGUUUGUUGAUUGCAGUGCUUUUCUCAAUUUAUUGAAGACUGGAUUGCUGUAAGCAAGAUUUUGUUUUCUUGUUGAAGUUAGUUUUGCUGUUUAUGUGCUUCAAUCAGCAUUGUACAUUUAGUUGUUUUUUUUUUUAAAGAAUGCAGCAAGGAGAGAUAUGAUUAGUUUGUGGUCUGCUAACUUCAUGAAUAACUUGGUGUCAACCACCUUUUUUGGAUUUAAUUUCAAACAUUUCGUUCCUGUCUAAUUGUUUUGUAAGAUACAGAUGAUGCGUGACUGAUCUUUUUAGUAGGAUAGUGUCAUAUUGUUUUUGUGGUCACUGAAACAGGUUAAAUUGUCAAGGAAACAUAACUUUUCCUGAUUAUGCUUUCCUUGUGGAUUUUAGCUAUGAAGAUCUGCCUUUCAGUUUUGUAAAAUGUGCUAUCACACCUGAUUUAUUUCUCUAGCAAAUACUUUAUGCAGGUAUCCAUGCGUGUAGUUUAGGGUUGUGGAAAAACCCUGCUUUCUAAAAAUCAUAGAAUACAAGGUUUCUGCAAUAGUGGCUCAAUAGAAAGCACUAUUAGUCCCUGUUUUUUCAGUUUCUUUCCUUUCAAAGUUUUUACAGGGCUGGUUGCCAUGCCGUGAUAUAGCCUUAGUUGCUAGCUUGGCGUAAUACACCAAUUUCCCACCCCCACUCCUUUUCAAGUUAGAAAAACAAAUGAAUCUCCCCGUCUCUUCUUUCUCAGAAAUGAAAUUAAUCAUGUACAAAUGCUUGUUGUUUGAAAUAAAUGUUAGUUUUAAAUGGUUUUCUGUUUAGUUUGAAACCUAUUCAUUAUGUGUAAAAUAUUACUAUAAGUGUGAUGUCAGUCAACAGUUAUAUAUCGAGAUGAAAUCCCAGAUGUUUGCAGCAGUCAUUUUUGAAGUUUUUUUGACAAGAUGCUUCUAAAGAUGCAGAAAUUUGCUAAAGGAAAUGCAAUCAAUUUUUAAUGUACUUAAAAAAGUAUUUAAAGGUACCAUGUGUGGAACACCUAAGAAGUGUGUUAAUACUUCUGUUUUAUCAUUAAUUUGCUUAGAUGCUGUUUUUUAAAAAUUAUUUACAGGAUUUGAUAUAGAGAUCAAUUAGAUCUGGGUUUUUUAAAAUAAAGAUACAUGUGACAUAGGGAAGUAAUAUCCCUUUAAUUAGGCAGCAUGCUGAUGUUUCUUUCAUCCUUGUUCAUUUUAUGAGAUGUUUACCAUAAACAUGGGACUGCCCAGAUAAACGAGACACCGAGAGAGAAAUGCUCUUCUAAAAUUAAUUGUUCACAUUUUUAUUAUGAUUUUGGUGCAAGUUAUGGAAUAUUUUACCUAUGUUACAAUGCUCCACCCAAAUAGCAACAGUAUUAGUGUGCAUCUAACAGAUUUUUACUGUUACUACUUUCACUGAAACAUGAUCUUUGAUAACAGAAUAGCCAAUAUUAUUCAGAUUUUUAUAUUACAUCAUAAUGCAGUUAAACAGAUUUUGAAGACCCUGUCCAAGUUUCUAGAAUUUUUUCUUGCUGUUUUUGGACUGAAUAUUUUCUUUGUGCUCUCAGUACUUAUGACAGAUAUGAAAAUAAUGCUUUGAAGAAAGUGCAGGAGAAAGGAUGUGCGAGUGUGAGUGGGGGGAAAUAUAUUUGAAAGAUAUCGCAUCAAUUGUCAUUUUGCUACAUUAGUGGAUUUUUGUUCACUUGUGUGUGCCUCAUAUUCUUGUUCCUUUUCUGAUGCAGGCUUGGUUUCUGAAAUGAAAUGGACGUACUUA
Pomacea canaliculata is the source of this 4949-nucleotide messenger RNA. RefSeq lists its product as uncharacterized. The record is from RefSeq and is a predicted model, not a curated record. Gene Ontology annotation, cellular component: CBM complex; cytosol. Gene Ontology annotation, molecular function: NF-kappaB binding; transcription coactivator activity; protein kinase B binding. Lineage: Eukaryota; Metazoa; Mollusca; Gastropoda; Architaenioglossa; Ampullariidae. The transcript has 4 exons. Gene Ontology annotation, biological process: canonical NF-kappaB signal transduction; apoptotic process; positive regulation of extrinsic apoptotic signaling pathway. Bases 475 to 1791 code for a protein of 438 amino acids.